This is a messenger RNA of Emericellopsis atlantica, 1917 nucleotides long. Its product is annotated as fungal-specific transcription factor domain-containing protein. The transcript is spliced from 6 exons. Gene Ontology annotation, molecular function: DNA binding; DNA-binding transcription factor activity, RNA polymerase II-specific; zinc ion binding. The coding region runs from base 1 to 1917 and encodes 638 amino acids. Gene Ontology annotation, biological process: DNA-templated transcription; regulation of DNA-templated transcription. Gene Ontology annotation, cellular component: nucleus. The record is from RefSeq and is a predicted model, not a curated record. NCBI's taxonomy places the organism in Eukaryota, Fungi, Ascomycota, Sordariomycetes, Hypocreales, Bionectriaceae.
AUGGACUUGCGACGCGGUCAUGGCCAACAGCAACCUCCACCACCACCACCACCAGUUAUCGUUCAACAGCCGUAUCCCAGUCUAUACAGCCAGCCCGCGCCACCACACUCCCAGCAGCCCGGCCUUCCGCCAGUGCCAGUUGCCGCUCACCCUCACGCUCACCCUCAACCUUACCCCUAUGGCACCCCAGGUCAUGCCGCCUCAGCCUUGACGCCUAGCUCGGCUACCAGCCAGGGCUCCUUCCCGUCGCCACAGGACACACAGCCGAUGCACUUUGGGCAGGAGCAUGCGAGAAAGAAGCAGAAACGCAACAAGCCGACUCUGUCGUGUCAAGAAUGCGUCGACAGGAAAACCAAGUGUGAUCGCGGGCGUCCUCACUGCACAGCCUGUGUGCGAAGACAGACGCCCUGCGUCUAUGCGGAGAGGGCUAAUCUCAUCGAAAAGACGAAUGCGGCUGCGACAAAUGGCCGGCGCAUCACAAAACCCCCAAAGAACCAGCCUGGCACCUACGGCUCAGCCCCCGUUCCCAACCUAGCAGACCGAGGACCUGUCUCAGGGUCCACUGGUCUUCUCAGCCACGUCCCGUACUCGGUGCCCAAGGCGAGCAACGUCUUUGGUGUCGGCGCUGAGCAUCCCUUUGCCAAUUACUGGACCUGCGGUGGUGGCCUGGCCGAGGUUGUCGCUGUGCUACCUCACAAGUACCAGGCCGACGUCCUGCUGGAGCGGUAUUUCGAGUGCGUCGAUCCAGUGUACCCCAUGAUUCACCGCCAGACCUUUUACGCCGAGUACGAACACUUUUGGCAGCUGUCAGAUGAGGCAAAGGUCGUGGCGGAUGCAUCGUUCAUUGGGUUGAUGCUCGUCAUCUUUGCGCUUGGGACGCAGUUCCAGUUUGGCACUGGCACUACCAUCUCGGAGCGUAAGCACUCGGCCGAGUUCUACGCGUCGGCGAGCAACCAGGCCCUGCGCAUGUUCUCGUACCUCAGCACAGCGUCCAUCACGUCGAUCCAGACCAUGGUGCUGAUCACCUACUUCCUCAUCAACGACAACCAUGCCUCAGAUGGGUGGGCGUUUGCGGGAGUCCUGGUGCGACAGGCCUAUGCCAUGGGUCUCCAUCGCGACCCCAACAUUGUGACACCAGACGCGACGCCCUUCGAGAAGCAGCAGAGGCGCAAGCUGUGGCAGGCAGUCCUGCUGCAAGAUACAUUCCUCGUCGUCCUCUUGUCUCUGCCGCCGUCGGCCACACACACGGAUGUCAAGGUGGAGGAUUUGGAUGACAGCUCCUCCAUUGCGCUCAGUGAUCCCACCGAUAUUGCCUACAUUCGCGCGUCGUGGACCCUCGCCAACCUGGUGCAGGAGACAAUCUGCUCGCAGCGUUCACUCGACAUGCCCAUAUGCCCCACGGCACGGGCCAAAUCCAAGAUCAUUGGCGAAUUUCGCUCCGUCUACAGGUCCUUCCCCGACAGCUUCCGCUCUUGGGACGCGGACCAGCUGGCGAGGCUGGUCAACGAGAAGCCUCGCGUCGUGCGGCAGACCCUCUUCCUCUUCAGCAACUACCACCACAACCUGAUGCUCGUGCACGCGUCCGACUGCCCAGAGUCGAGUGUCAAUCUGAGGCUCGUGCUCGAGUCUGCGCAUGACGCCAUCACGGCGUUCUUCAUGCUCUGGGAGCUGCUCGAGCAGGAAGCACGGGUUUGGUGGGUGUUCAACCACCGGGCCUUUCUCGAGGCAAUGUGCAUCGGAAACGCGCUGCAAGAAGUCGAGAAGACGGACGGAGAUCGUCAGCUGGCGUAUAAGGAUCCGCUGUAUGCAAGGGGCCGGGACGACAUUGAGAAGAUGGUAGCCAUUAUGGAGAUUAUGGGCAAAGAGUCGGAUGUGGCCGAGUCCCGCGUAUCGGUUUUGAAAGACCUGCUCAAGUAG